Molecule: messenger RNA, 2602 nt
Organism: Effrenium voratum
Lineage: Eukaryota; Dinophyceae; Suessiales; Symbiodiniaceae
Source: the annotation of a GenBank genome assembly
UCCUGCCUCGACUUUCCUGGCCAGCCAAAGGCCUUUCGGAGGGGCCAAAAGCUAUGACAGCCUCCGCCCGGCGCGCCUGCUAGCGCGGCGCGCGAAGAAAAAGCUGCGGCGGAUGCUGGCGCUGUGUCCGCCACCUUGGGCCAACGACUGCGUGAUGCAGCAGCUGCCGGACGUCAUCGAGGUGUUCCGGGACCACAUCUUUCCGCUCAGCCUCAUGGUGACCCUGCGGCUCUACCAGUCCGUCUUCCGCUUCGAGUCCAAAGGGCUCCAGUCCUUCCAACGCGCCGCGGAGCACCUGGAGCUGCUGGCGAAGCUGAACUGCCACCUGGGCUACCAGCGCUGCUGGCAGGGUCGCCGGCUCGCUUGGCGCCGCGGCGUGGGGGCUUUGUGCCGGGCGCUGGGCAAGCUGCGCGCGGACAGCAGCCUGAAGUUGGACCGCGGGACUCCGCGGCUUUGUGCUAGGUUGAUGCAGGUGCGGAAGGAGCGGGGUGUGAAGCGAGCUUCAGAGCUGGAGCUGCUCUUGGGCCUCAUGGAGGGUGUGCAGGUCCUUGCGGCACUGCUGCCGGCGCAAAGUUUGCCGGAGUUCACUUCGGGGUCCAUCCGAGAAGCCCAGCUCCAACAUGGGGCCGACUGCCAAGAAGCAUUGGAAGCCUUAGAGCUCGACAAGAGGCGAGCCCUGGCGGAGCUGCCGAAUCUUCUCGCGGUGCCGCGCGCCACCGAGCUGCUGAUGCGCCGCACCUUGGGAUUGCUGGAGCGCCUGGACCGCUUCGCGCACAGCUUCCCCGGGGAGGUGCGCUCGAUGCCCUUCGAGCUGCUCUACCCCGCCAGGCUGUCACCUGACGGAGUAUGCCACGCCCAGCGCCUUCCCUCCAUUCUGCCGCCAGAGCAGCGCUGGUUCCGCAGCAACGUUGACGGCACCCGGUACUACGGUCCCUGGCCCUCUGUCGGGGAGCUCUUGCUGCGGUAUGCGGCAGCCGGCGGCAGCCUCAGCCGAUGGGUCUUAAAUCUGGGCUCCGGAGACGGCGGCUGUGUCCGAGGGGACGAGUACGACCCGGCCAACUGCCUGGCCUUGGAGGGCUUCCGCACCGUGGCCGUGGAGGCGGACGCCGCUUUGGCGGCGCAGGCCGCCGCGCGGCUCGCCGAAGGCGCGGCGAAGGCCCGGGUCAAGGCGGAGGCUGUGGAGCCCCAGACGGUAGGAGCCGAGUUGUCGCGUGAGGCUCUGCUGUUGCUGGCGGAAGGGUCCAUUCCGCCGGGGGCGGACUGGCUUCACCUGGCGGAAACCGCGCGACGUCCAGACCUGUUGAAGGUGGACAUAGACCACGCGGACUGCGAGGUGUUGGGCGCUUUGCUGCAGGUCUUUGAGCCAUUGCUGCUGCAUGUGGAAAUCAACCCGCUCUUCCCCCCGCCCUUCGACUACCGGGAGCGUUGGAGUGGCAAGGCGCUGCCGUUGGAAACCGCGCACCACUUGAUCGGUUGCUCCCUCCAAGCAGUGAUCCACCAGACAAAGAGACGCUGGGGUGCGCGCGCGGUGCCAGAGGCCUACUGGCUCCACCACGUGGAGUUUGAGAACGCUGUCCUGGUUCAUCCAGAUGCUGCAGGCGUUUUCCGCUUUGCCCCGGCGCCUUCAAGGCAAAGCUCGGAGGAGGUCCAGGAGCUUUACCUGGCUGGAUACUUCUGCCACGUCUUGCGCUCCGUGCUCUCCAUGCGGGAGAACCUGGCAGCCUAUGACUUUCGGAGCUGGAUCGGCCAUCAAAAUCUCAGCCGCCGAGGAGCCCGGAUGCACCGCUUUCUUCAGCGUGAGUGGAGCAAGGCCAACGUCGAGGGCGCCGCGCCCUAUAGCUUGACCUGGCCGGCGGAGAAAAAAUGGCUCUUGCGGCAGAUGUCGGCGCGUCUGGCGGAGCUGGGCUCAUCGGAGCGCUUGAGCCGUGCCAAGCGUGAGCACGCCCGGGUUCAGCAGCACCUGGACGCCGAGACCAGGCUUUAUCAGUCGCGUUUGCUGGAGGUCUUGGACAGCAUGGCUCCUUUGCAGCGCGCACUGGGCCAAGCGGACCAAGAGCGGUGCGACCUGGCCGUGCAGCUUGUGCAGACCUUAGUGGCCAUCUCUGAUGAGGAAGCCACCUGGGCCAUGACGCACCGCGCGCAGAAGAUGGCCCACGGCGCGAAAGACGUGAAGGUCUUCAGCGAGACCCACAAGGUUUGGCAGCGGCUCAAGGGCAGCUUGGGCACUUACGGUGGCUGCCCGACUUCGCAGGAGAACACCUCCACGUGGUCCGUGCUUCACCGGCGAGAGCUUCUGGCCAUCACAGCGCUCCGCCAGGAGGUGACGCGGCUCCGGUCCCAGGUGGCCGCCGCCGAGGCGGGCCUCGGCUCCUCGAAGCGGCGGCCGCAGGCGGCUGCAGCUGAGCAGGAGACACGCGCGAUCUUACAUGCCGUGCUGCGGCAGGCGGAGAAGGCGCGGGAGGCGAUGGGAUCCUACGGCCUCUGGGCCUCGCAGAUGGAAGCAGCGCUGAAAGAAGUGAGCUCUCACGACCUCUCGGAGUCCAGAUGCCCACGCCUCGGCUGCCUCGGCUUCAUUGCGCUCAGCUUCAUUGCGCAGGAUUGA